Seriola dumerili (greater amberjack) is the source of this 483-nucleotide messenger RNA. RefSeq names its product olfactory marker protein-like (gene ompb). Gene Ontology annotation, biological process: signal transduction; sensory perception of smell. Bases 1 to 483 code for a protein of 160 amino acids. Lineage: Eukaryota; Metazoa; Chordata; Actinopteri; Carangiformes; Carangidae. The transcript has a single exon. The record is from RefSeq and is a predicted model, not a curated record.
AUGUCUUCAGAGUUGGAGCUGCCCUUCCGGCCGGACACCCAGCUGACGGAGGUGAUGCGGCUGCGGGUUCAGUCCCUGCAGCAGCGAGGCCAGAAGAGGCAGGACGGUGAGCGCCUGCUGCGGUCCAACGAGGCCGUGUACCGGCUGGACUUCUCCAAACAGUCCCUCCGAUUCUCACACUGGACGGUGCAGCUGGCGCAGCCGGGACACCUCACCGUCACGGCCACCUCGCAGCUCUGGACGCCUGACCUCACCAACCUGAUGACGCGUCAGCUGCUGGAGCCUGCUGGGGUUUUCUGGAGGGCGCCGGGCGAUGCCGCCGAUGCACCCAUCCAGUGCUACGAGGCUGACGCGCACGAGUUCGGCGAGAGGAUCGCAGAGCUGGCCAAGGUAAGGAAGGUCAUGUACUUCCUGUUUGCAUUUGCAGAAGGCUGCAGCCCCGAGACAGUCGACUGCUCCAUCUCCUUCACAGUCGACAGCUGA